UACGCCCCAGCCGAUGCUGUACUCCUCUGCCUCGCGCCUUCGCCAGUAGACACCAGCUUCAUUUUCAAGCUUCAACCGUCGCCGGAUUGGUCUUCACCCUCAGGCCUCAGAGAGGGAAGAAUUGCUGGGGCUUAUUGAAUUAAGAAUGGGUAACUCGGAGCAUCCAAAGAAAAGGGUGGCCUUUUUGCUUAUUGAUGGCUUGGGAGAUGUAUCUCUGCCAAGAUUUGGUUACCAGACUCCUAUGCAAGCAGCAAAAAUACCAAAUUUGGAUGCUAUAGCUUCUGCUGGAGUUAAUGGUCUAAUGGAUCCUGUUGAAGUAGGCCUUGGAUGUGGAAGUGAUACUGCCCAUCUGUCAUUGUUGGGUUACAAUCCCAGGGUGUAUUACCGGGGCCGAGGUGCAUUUGAAUCUAUGGGUGCUGGACUGGCAAUGUCACCUGGUGAUAUUGCAUUCAAAUCAAACUUUGCAACCCUUGAUGAGGCCACUGGAAUAGUUAUCAGCAGGAGGGCUGAUAGACAUUUUGAAGAAGAAGGGCCAAUACUCUGUGCAGCUUUGGAUGGAAUGAAGCUUCCAUCUUUUCCUGAAUAUGAAGUUAGAGUCAGGUAUGCCACAGAGCAUAGAUGUGGUGUGGUAGUAAAGGGACCAAAGUUAAGUGGAAAUAUAUCAGGAACAGACCCAUUGAAGGACAAUCGCCUUCUGUUACAAGCCCAGCCUCUUGAUGAUACAGAAGAGGCGAAGCACACAGCUACAGUUGUUAAUGAACUGUCUAAAGAGAUAUCACGCAUUCUUAUUGCCCAUCCACUGAAUGCAAAGCGGGCUGCUGAAGGAAAGAACAUUGCCAAUGUUGUCCUUUUAAGAGGUUGUGGUAUUCGAAUUGAGGUUCCUCAAUUUGAAAAGAUACAUGGGCUCUCGCCAUGCAUGGUAGCUCCUACCAAGAUUAUAGCUGGAUUGGGUUUAUCACUUGGGAUUGAUAUUCUUGAAGCUCCUGGAGCAACAGGGGACUACCGGACAAUAUUAACAUCCAAAGCAAUUGCCAUAGCUAACGCACUCUCAGCUCCUCUGCAGUCUUGCCCCAAUAUUUUUGUACCUGGAGAAGAUGAGCAUAAACCUGGUAGAUCUGAUGGUUAUGACUUUGGGUUCCUUCAUAUUAAGGCUAUUGAUGAUGCAGGUCAUGAUAAAGCAAGUGUUUUCAAAGUUAAAGGACUUGAAGCUGUAGAUCGUGCUAUUGGACAGUUGGCUAAACUUCUAUGGCCAGCAGAAUCAUCUGGGGAAUUCCAGUUCUUCAUUUGUGUCACCGGAGACCACUCUACACCUGUUGAAUAUGGAGACCACAGCUUCGAACCAGUCCCUUUUGCAUUGUGUAGUUUAAAGGACUUUGUGGGUGCAGUGGGGGGAGAGCCAGUCCUGUUAGAAACUUCGCUCGACCCAUUUCCCCUUCCAACUAUCAAAGUUGGUGAAGAUUUGGCUAUUGAUGUGGGAGUAGAAGGCGGUGAAAGAAGCAAGGCUUUUAGCGGGGACUGUGUUAAUGAGUUCAGUGAGAUAGCAGCGGUGAGAGGUUGUCUUGGACGCUUUCCCGGGAGUGAGAUGAUGGGAAUUAUAAAGACGUACCUUAAUCUCAAAACGUAACAGCACAUGCCAAUUUGAGCGUUGGGCGUGGUUGAGGGAAGCUUGAGAUUAUGUGAUUUCACAAUAAGGUAAACCAUAAUCUUCUUGUGGAAGAAGAGAAAAGAAUAGCUAACUGUUCUGAACUGCUAUUCCAAAAUUUCUGUCUACUGAACUAUAUUUAUGUUCUUUCCUUGAUAUGCAGACUAGAAGUUAAAGGCUUUAAGAUUAGGAUUUAGGAAAUAAGAUGAUAAUAACACCCCAGCUGCAUUGUACUGUAGUUACUGAUGAGGAAUUACAAGAAAUGGACAUGAAUGUAUCUGCACUUCAUGUUCUUUGUCGUAAUGUAUUCACUUGGCCUUCAAUAACA
Messenger RNA from Ipomoea triloba (trilobed morning glory), 1970 nucleotides. Its product is annotated as probable 2,3-bisphosphoglycerate-independent phosphoglycerate mutase. The coding region runs from base 146 to 1624 and encodes 492 amino acids. The transcript has 6 exons. Gene Ontology annotation, molecular function: metal ion binding. The record is from RefSeq and is a predicted model, not a curated record. NCBI's taxonomy places the organism in Eukaryota, Viridiplantae, Streptophyta, Magnoliopsida, Solanales, Convolvulaceae.